CUCGCAGCAGCGCCCGAGUCGUGCGUCUCUCGGGGGGGCGAGUGAAGCAUUUCAUCUGAGACCGCUGGGUUAUUAUUAUUAUUAUUAUUAAUCCCGAACACCAGUUGCGCGGAUAUUUGCAGGAUCUGUGAGGUGCUCCUGUAGCCAUGGGGGACGUGGUUUCCUCUCACCUGGAUGAGAGCAGGCGGGAGAUGAUUACAGCUCGGACCAGAGACGUGAUGAGAGAGUUCGGCGACAUCUACGAGGAGCAGUACGCAGUCGCUCUCUUCAACAGCGUCCGCUUUGAGAUAGAAGGAGGGGGGGGUGCACAGUCACAGCUGCUUCACAGGAAGGACCCUCUGGCAGGCCGCUCUAUCUUCUCAGGGAGUCUCUUUCAGUAUCUGGAGGAGAAUCGGAAGUGGAGGAAUCGCUUUGUAUCUGUGCCAAACAGCUACAACAUCAGCCUCUAUGAGAGCAAAACAGCACAUGAACGGGGCCUCCACCCGAAAAUAACCAUCAACUGCGCUGGGUACAAGGCCCUGUCCUCAAUGGAGGAAUACAUGGAGCUGAUUAAUACCAGCCUGCCAGGCAUCAAGGCCAAAGUGGGCAGCAAUCCGUUCAUCAAGUGUGCGACCCAGUUCCCCCUCAUCCUGUGGCACCCCUACGCCCGCCACCACUACUUUUGUGUGAUGACUGAGAAGGAGCAGAAGAAGUGGCACGCUGUGCUGCAGGACUGUGUCAGACACUGUGACAACGGUCUGUCAGAGGACUGCACUGUUCAGACUCCAGCCUUUACUGAUGCUGUGCGACUUCACAGACAAGCCAAGGGCCACUACGGGACCUGGGAUAUGAUGUGUGGAGAGCCUCCACAGAUUCUGGCUAAUCUGGUGAUGGAGACCCUGCACCCGGAGCUGAGGAACGUGAUUGGUCCUCGUCUGAAAGGAAAGAUGCAGCAGAAGCAGAGGAACUGGAUGCUGAUCUCUGAUGCGGUGUACAAGCAGGUGUUGUCUCAGACCACGGGUCAGUAUGAAGCGCUGGUCGAAGCCUGUGAGGCCCAGAGAGUUCCGCUGGACGCCAGACUGCGGACCGACAUGGACCAGAUCAUUACGUCUAAAGAACAUGUCAGCAGCAAGAUACGAGCCAUGGUGUUGCCCAAGGCGGAGCAACUCCUACGCAACAGCAUUCAGCCCUACAUCAGCUCCAUCCUGGAGGCCCUGAUGGAGCCCACCAGCCGAGGUUUCGCUGAGGUCAGGGAUGUGUUCUUCAGGGAGCUGGUGGAGAUCAGCAAGAACUCACUCAACGGAGGGGGCAAAGGAAAACUGGGAGACCACAUGGAGAGGCUGUCCAUGCUGGCCUUCCAUCCAGUGAAGAUGCAGAGCUGCUAUGAGCAGGUGGAGCAGCUCAAUCUGGAGGGGCUGCAGCAGAGGUUCGACGUCUCCAACCCCUCAGUGUUCGUCAGCAGAGCUCAGAUCCUCAUGAGGGAGCAAAUGGACAAUGCAGUGUACACAUUUGAGCAGCUGCUCCAUCAGUCUUUGGAGGCCCAGGGGGAAGAGGACAUGUGCAAGACCAUCCAGCGAUGCCAGGACAGGGUUCUCAAGAAAUAUGAUUAUGACAGCAGCACGGUGCGGAAGAAGUUCUUCAGAGAGGCUCUGCUGCAGAUCAUCAUCCCAUACAUGCUGCAGCAGCUCUCGCCAUCCUGCUCACCUGAGCUGCCUCGCUUUAAAGAGCUAAUAUUUGAGGACUUCUCCCGUUUCCUGCUGGUGGAAAACAUGUUUGAGGAGGUUGUACUGCAGUCCGUCUCCAAGGACAUAAUGAUGGCUGUAAAGGAGGCAGCUGUCCAGAGGAGACACAAUCUGUACAGGGACAGCAUCAUUCUGACCAACAGUGAUCCCAACCUGCACCUGCUCGGAGAAACCCCUCCAGUGGACUGGGGAACUAAAUUCGGGGGCGAUGAGCCGGAGAGCUCUGUCGAUGGUGGCAUUGUUGAAGGAGGGGGUUCUGGGAAAAGACGCAGGCAGGUAGUGUCCAUGAUCCAGCUGGACGGGGUGCCUCUGCCCUACGAGUCCUGCCUGGAGGUCCCAGGCGUUGAACUUAUUCCUGAGGAGGAUCCUGAGGUGUCUGAGGACAGAGAAGGGGGCCAAGGGGAGGAUGAGGAGGACCAAGACCUGCCGGAAGAGCCUAGGUCUCCUGACAGCGUGAAUGAAAUCAGAGACCUGAUUAAUCCAGUGGUGGAGAUGGUUCUGCCUGUGCCAGAGGCGAGCCAGACUGACAUGAACGACAGCACAGAGCCCAUCACAGGCACCAUCACCAUGGAGGACGGGUUGCAGGAGGACGUGACACAUGUCACCACCGUGGUGGACAACGUCCCCAGGAAAUCUCCGCGAGACAAGUCGUCCCCGCACACAAUUCUGCAGCAGCUGAUUGGAAGCAAGAAGCAGGAAGCUGAUAAGGAGCAUCAGGAGGAAACAGCCAUCAAGCACGCCAUCGAGGAAAUAGAGAUAGCGGUACAGGAAGACGACAGCGAACGGAUUGCUGAGGCAGCAGAGUCAGAUUAUGAGUCGUCAACAACGCCACCACUGGCCACAGACUCCGGCUCACAUGGCGACAGUGGCUUCCAGUCACCGACCAGUGCGGGGCUGGAUCAAGGUGAGCUUCAGCCAAUCAAAAACAGUCUGAACGGAGAGGACAAAACGAUUGACCCGGUAGAAGUGGAAGUGGUUUUAGCGUAGGAAGACAAUCAUCUGAACACAUCUCUGAAACCAGAGAACACCUCAGAGAGAAAACAGCAGAGUGUCUAUCGCAUGUAAUGGAAGAGAAGUGGAAGGAAUAAGGAUAUAAGGAUUGUAUUUAAUGGUUGUUUUUACUGUUGUUAGUAUUGCACAAACCAACCCCACCCCGGCCCCCCCGCCUUUUUUUUUUUUUUGGGGGGCAUUUCUUUGGUGACCUGUUCUUUUCUAUCCAUCUUAGCGAAUCUCAACAUAACUUCAUAAUUUAUGUGACAUUUUAUUCAACAUAUCUGAUUUAUAUAAGUGAGACUCCUUUUGGCUAACAGGCUGCAGAUCCAACACAAGGAUCAGGGAUUUUUAAGUGAUCCUUUUUUGAAUUAACAGAAUAAGGGAGGAACACUAAACAACAACUACAACCAAGUUAUUAAUGCUUUCAAGUUAAAUAUUUGUUUACAUCGGUAAUGUCUAUCAACACAGCAGGAAAUAAGGCCUACAUUUUCUCAAUCUAGCUCGCAUUUAGAUUACAGAUUAUAUGUACAGAUUAGUCUUUAACUGCACUGCAGGUGAAGGGAUCUCUCUUUCAUGAUCACAGCCUCUGCCUGGGCAGCAGGGGGAGCUACAAUCAACCUUCAGAUGUUGUAUGGGGAUUUAUUUAAAGGACCAGUGUGUAGGAUUUAAUGGCAUCUAGAGCUCAAUCUAAGGUAACAAAAACAUGAUUUUUACUUUCAGGUGAUUAUACACUUAUGAAAACAUAAUGAUGGAUAUUAUUCAGAUUCAGAAUAUGUUAUUGAUCCCUCUAGGUAAAAUUGUAUUUGUUUUCCAUGUCAAUGCCAAUAGAUCCCCAUAAAUCCAACACACUGGACCUUUAAGUAUUUAAAGUUCUAUUUUUUUUAAAUACCAGUAUCUAUUUUUGUAAAAUGUACUUUUUUAAAUUUUAAGCGUUUACUUUGAAAGCUUUUCCUGUAUUCGCAAAUGGCCUUAAUGUUUCAACACUAGAUAUUUUAGCGCAACCUGUCAGGAAUGAUUCACACCUCCACUGUGAUUUAACAGCCAAGAUGUUUUAAACUUUCUGAUAACUGUGCAACAAAACAACCAAAAUUCACUGUCUGUUGUCACUUUGCCUGUGGCCAUAGAUGACAAGGAUGUUUGCCUUGUAGGAUGUUGAUGAACCUGCAAUCAGAGGAAGCUAUCUUUGUGACUAUGAGGGAGUCUUUGUAUUCAAAAGAAAAAACACAGCUUUGUUUCUAAUUUAAUUCAAAUGUUACUAUCGUCUUAAAUGUAAUUUGGAUGAAGUGUCUUUUACAGGACUUUUAUCUUUAUGUAAAAAAAAUUAAAGGAUUAGAUAGCAUCAUUGAUUCUCACCUUGUGGGAGACGCUUGUUCAUUUUAGGGAGACUGUUGUGUCACUGGAAAUCAUGACAACACACUGAUGACACAGGUGUUCUGUAAAUUCAGGUUUAAUAAAUUGUAAAUGUUGUUGUAUUUUAUUAUAAUACAGAGGUGCAUAAUUUCCGUAUAGUUUCUUCUCAGAAACUUCCUGAACUAUUGAAUUCAAUAUGGGAUUAUGGGGAAAUUACACUGAUUUUACAUACAUGUUGCAUUUUAUGCUUUGUGGUUGACAAACUUCACAUUUUUGCAUGUUCAGCUGACCUGUCACGCACUAAGCAACACUCUGAAGGUUACCCUCAAUUCUAUUAUGGCAAAAUAGAAAAAUAAAAGCAGAAACCUCAGGAAAAGCAACAGAGAAGGGAUCCCUCUUCCUUGACAAAGGGACAUAGCACACAGACAUACCAGAAGUAAAAUUAAAUAAGUAAAAUUAAAGCAUGCAGAGAGAGAUUAAAUAUUUAAGUAAAUUAAAUGCAAGCAUAUAAUUUUACAUCUACAUUUUUAUUAGAAUUAGUACCAUGUUACAGUCCUCUGCAGUUACAAAUCAGCUUCUUCCUGGGACAUUAUCUGAAACUUUGAGACCUGUAAAGUAAAAGUGUUACCACUUUUUGGCACCACUCACUUUUUAUGGGUGAAUUAGUUUCACUUUUGUACCAUCAGACCAGGAUACAAUCUAAUGUCAGAUACAGAGAAGACAGUUGCAAUUUUUGCAAUCCCGAUUUCAUGAGUCAGUGUCCUGUUGUGAAAUUGUCCAUUGUAUCAAAGCGCAUUUUCAGUUUGCUGUCUUUAGAUCCAUACCUAAGACCCAGUACUUCCAAUGGAGGAUCACUGUCUGUCACCAUCACCUGUUUAUUUAUUAUAAAACCUGUUUGGUGUAAGCAGCUCAACUUGUAUGUUUAGUGCAUUUGUCUUCUUGAAAUACAUAAAAAAAAAGGAUGAAUAAAACUAUUUCAUCAACUUUA
This is a messenger RNA of Chelmon rostratus (copperband butterflyfish), 5052 nucleotides long. RefSeq names its product niban apoptosis regulator 2a (gene niban2a). Bases 147 to 2708 code for a protein of 853 amino acids. The record is from RefSeq and is a predicted model, not a curated record. The transcript has 14 exons. NCBI's taxonomy places the organism in Eukaryota, Metazoa, Chordata, Actinopteri, Chaetodontiformes, Chaetodontidae.